AUGAGUAACAUGCAAAAUAGACGACAGAUACUCAAUGAGUACUAUCCAACGCAGCCAAUGUCUCCGCCUGUGACUCAACCAGCCUCUCAAUAUCAAGUCCUGGAGGAGAUCGGACGAGGAUCUUUUGGUGCGGUACGUAAGGUCAUUCAUCUUCCUACCAAGAAGUUGAUGGUCCGGAAGGAUAUUAGGUACGGUCAUAUGAAUAGCAAGGAAAGACAGCAAUUGAUAGCUGAGUGCACCAUUCUAUCACAAUUAAAGCAUGAAAACAUCGUGGAGUUUUACUCGUGGGAUUUUAAUGAACAGAAGGAGGUUUUGUACUUGUAUAUGGAGUAUUGCUCCAGAGGCGACCUUAGUCAAAUGAUCAAGCAUUACAAGCAAGAACAUAAAUACAUUCCAGAGAAAGUAAUAUGGGGUAUCUUAGCUCAAUUACUUAUGGCCCUGUACAAGUGCCAUUAUGGAGACGAUCUACCGCAAUUGACCACAAUGUACGAUCGAAUGAAACCUCCCACUAAGGGUAAGAAUAUUGUCAUUCAUCGUGAUUUGAAACCGGGAAAUAUAUUUCUAAGCAACGAAAAUAAUGAUGAUAAGGAGGUUAAGAAUUAUAGGAAAAUGGAUUACAGUCAGGUCGUGGUGAAAUUGGGUGAUUUUGGACUGGCCAAAUCACUCGAAGCUAGUAUUCAGUUUGCUACUACUUACGUCGGAACCCCAUAUUAUAUGUCACCCGAGGUUCUAAUGGAUCAUCCUUACUCUCCUUUGAGCGAUAUCUGGUCUCUAGGAUGUGUCAUAUUCGAAAUGUGCUCACUACAUCCACCUUUCCAGGCUAGAAAUUAUCUUGAACUCCAGAAAAAGAUUAAGCUGGGCAAAUUUGAUAAAAUUCCCGAUUACUACUCUGAUGGACUUAAUUUGAUGAUCCGUUCAAUGAUCGAUGUGGAUCUCAAAACAAGACCCUCAACUUUCGAGCUUCUGCAGGAUAUACAAAUUCGCACAGCGAGGAAAUCAUUGCAGCUUGAACGUUUCGAAAGGAAUUUGCUGGAUUAUGAAAAUGAACUAGUUAAUAUUGAAAAGAUUUUGGAGAAACAGGCAAUGGAAUACGAGCGAGAGUACUCGCAAUUAAAGGAGCAAUUCCUGCGAGCUGUCGAAGAUCGUGUUGCUGAAGUCAUAAACGGUAAAAAGAUUGGCAUGGUGCCUGAAUCUAUAGAUGGGUACUACAAUAAGCGGCUUCCGCGACCAGCAUAUCACUGGCAAACGAGGUACCGAUAA
Messenger RNA from Torulaspora delbrueckii, 1260 nucleotides. It is a transcript of the gene KIN3, whose product is annotated as serine/threonine protein kinase KIN3. NCBI's taxonomy places the organism in Eukaryota, Fungi, Ascomycota, Saccharomycetes, Saccharomycetales, Saccharomycetaceae. The transcript has a single exon. Bases 1 to 1260 code for a protein of 419 amino acids. Gene Ontology annotation, molecular function: protein kinase activity; ATP binding. The record is from RefSeq and is a predicted model, not a curated record. Gene Ontology annotation, cellular component: nucleus; centrosome; cytoplasm. Gene Ontology annotation, biological process: chromosome segregation; protein phosphorylation.